UGUCAGUCUGCCGAUACCUUCUAAACAGAACUGUUGCCAGUCUGCUGACAUUCCAUUUUACUGUCUACUUGUAUACAUUUAUUGCAGUUAAACGUAAUUUUUGUACACUUCUACGAUCAAUCCAGAUUUGCAAUGGUACUUGCGGAAUUAAUCGGGGCUUUUGUCGUUGUUCUAAGCAUUGUAUAUAUUUAUUACAAGUUUGUAAUAUUUAAUUUCUGGCGCAAAAAGGGUGUUUUUUACGUCAAACCUGUUGUGCCAACUGGAAAUUUAACAGCUCUCGUAAUUGGAAAAGCGCAAAUAGGUGUACUCUUCCAUGAUGUCUACAUGAAAUAUAAGCAUCAUCGUGUUAUUGGAAUGUAUUCACUUUUUAAACCAAACUUGUUGAUCGCUGAUCUCGAUCUCAUUCGAAUUGUGUUGACAAAGGAAUUCAAAAGUUUCCAUGACCGUGGAAUGUACUGCAACGAAAAAGUUGACCCAUUAUCCAACCAUUUGGUUUUUAUGUCUGGAAAUAAAUGGAGGAAUAUGCGUGUCAAGAUGACGCCAACUUUCACUUCGGCAAAAAUAAAGCAAAUGUUUUCGAUUCUUAAAGAGUGUAGUGAAGAGCUCGCAAUGUAUCUGGAGACCAAAGCGCAGAUGAAAGAUUCCUUUGAGAUGAAAGAUAUGUUUGCAAGAUACUCAACGGAUGUAAUUAUGUCAACAGUUUUUGGUAUUAAAUCUAAUUGUAUUAAGGAGCCGAAUAACGAGUAUCGGAUUCAGGGAAAAAAAAUUCUCGAAAUAAAUCCAAUUUGGACCGCCUUAUUCGUGUUUGUGCCACAAAUUAUGGAUAUGUUUUCUAUCCCCUUCUCUGACCGAAACAUCAUCAGUUUUUAUAUGAAUAUAUUUCGACAAAAUGUAGAAUACAGGCAAGCUCAUAACAUCAUCAGACAUGAUUUUAUGAAUCUGCUUAUUCAGCUCAUGGAAAAGGGCUAUGUUGAACCUGAUGAUGACGAAAAGGCCACCAAUAUAUCAUGUUAA
Wasmannia auropunctata (little fire ant) is the source of this 1014-nucleotide messenger RNA. RefSeq names its product cytochrome P450 6k1-like. The transcript is spliced from 4 exons. Gene Ontology annotation, molecular function: heme binding; monooxygenase activity; oxidoreductase activity, acting on paired donors, with incorporation or reduction of molecular oxygen. The record is from RefSeq and is a predicted model, not a curated record. Bases 133 to 1014 code for a protein of 293 amino acids. Lineage: Eukaryota; Metazoa; Arthropoda; Insecta; Hymenoptera; Formicidae.